AUGGAGCCGCAUGCGUUUGCGUUGAGGCGAGUUUGUUGGUGUUUGGUGGCGACAAGUUCUUACUAUUUUGGUCCUAAAGGCUAUAUUUGCGAUUCUCCUCCGCUCCGAUAGAUGGAAACGAUGGCUUUUUUGACAAUUGGCACUAAACGCAAGCUCUACUCCAAGUAGGACAUUGUCCUAUCGCAGUGUAGCCUAUUCUAACAAAUAUACUUUAUAUCAAUAACAGGACUGCUUCAUCCGACAGUAAUUGCAGUGUAACAACCCUCUUCUUAUAUAGGCUACUAACUGUUACGAUUUUAUCAUGUCGACAAAUUUCUCUUUUAACUCACAGCUUGUCUCUAUCAUGGAUGCGUUAUCCAAAACGGCUGUAUUGGAAAUAGGUAAAUUAGUCCAGAUCGAAUCAAAGAUGCUAAAAAUAGAGAUUAAUCGGGGACGAAAUGAAAUCGCAUCACUCACAGAGAAAUUGCAGUUGAUGGAGAAGCUGCUUUGGAUUGCCCAAGGACACCGGCAGGACACCGCGGGACGAUCAAUCACACGGGAUUCAGAAAUUACUUGCGGCGAAUUAGAUGGUGGCGCUACAAUCCAACCAAUAAAAAGUGAAAGUUUACAGGAAAGCAUAUGUCCCUCCACUGAGACAACUAAUGAAGAUGAAGAAAGCUUACAUCAACGGUACACAGACAAAUCAAAAGAACAGCCUGUAAUCAGCGUAAUUAAAGAGGAGCCACCCGAAGAGCAGACCUCUGAAUUAAGUACACAGCAAGAACUAGAAACCGAUACAAAUUAUUUUUUACUUUCAACAGGAGAAGCAGAACUGCAAACCCAACCUGAGAAGAGGUGGUCAGAUGUUCCAAUUCAUCCAAAAUCAGCGUCAAGUGUACAACUGUUCAUUCCCUGCUUUUCCAUCACCCAGACUCUUGCCUCAUCCAAUGCGGCUGCACCAGCAGGGUUCCAUGAAACCCCAUGCGAUCAGAACCCCUUGCUUAGGCCAACACCUGCCUCACACAACAACAACAAUAACAACAAAAUGGACACCAGUGGGAAGACACUAGUUUGCCGGAAUGCGGCCUCCAAGGGCCUGGGCCCGGCCAGGAGCCUUGCCCCAGCCAAGAGCACAAGGAUCCAGGGACUACUGUGGAACUCUGAGAUGUCCAAGAGGUUUGGUUGCGCUCAGUGCGGAAAGAGCUUCCGCUGUUUCAGCCAGCUGGAGAUCCACCAGCGGAGCCACACCGGGGAGAAGCCUUUCAGGUGCACGCUAUGUGGGAAGCGUUACGCGCAGAAGGGCCACCUGUACACGCACCAACGCACCCACACCGGAGAGAAGCCGUAUGGCUGUCCCAUCUGCGGCAAGGGCUUCAUCCAGAAGUGCACCCUGGACAUGCACCAGCGCACGCACACCGGGGAGAAGCCGUUUGUCUGUGGUCAGUGUGGUAAAGGAUUCACCAAGAAUUGUAAUCUCAAAAAGCACCUGGCCGUGCACGCGGACGUGGUGGACGGACACUCGUAUAACGGGGAAUCGAUAGCCAGACAUGGUCGCCCUGUUGGAUUAGGACCAACCAACACCACCACAACCACCACCACACACAUUUCUGUCACUCAAUUUUAAUUUGUCAGCGUUACACGCUCAAUCACAUUUGACCGAAAAUAAAUUAAUUUGGUUCUACACUU
Molecule: messenger RNA, 1665 nt
Organism: Gadus morhua (Atlantic cod)
Lineage: Eukaryota; Metazoa; Chordata; Actinopteri; Gadiformes; Gadidae
Product: zinc finger protein 239
Exons: 4
Coding region: 302-1603 (433 amino acids)
Biological process (GO): regulation of transcription by RNA polymerase II
Molecular function (GO): DNA-binding transcription factor activity, RNA polymerase II-specific; RNA polymerase II cis-regulatory region sequence-specific DNA binding
Source: RefSeq, a predicted model, not a curated record